AGAAUUAUCUGUGGGAAAAUCCGCGGAAAGAUUGCGCAGGCUGCCGCCAAGAAGUAGCGCGAGAGAUGGCAGCGCAGCAAAAGCGCGUCUUUACUUCCGAGAAGGUGGAAAGUGGGACCCAGGCAACCAAAGAAAGACGCCGAAGCAUCCUUCAACAUUAUGCGAUAUUAUGCCUCCGAUUCCGAUAUUCCAAUUCCGAACGUUAGGAUCCUUCCUCCGGCUAACGAUCUGGCGAAAAUCCGAAUUUUUAUUUCAAAAUCACGUCAAGAUUCUUGGGUUUCAAUCCCCAAGUGGAACUAAAACGAUUGGUUUUGUCCACACAGUUGUAGAUUCCGGUAACAUAGAGUUCCAGCAAUACCCAGAUCAACAAUCUGCUAUUGGACUGCAAAACACCCUCAGAAAUCAUAGAAAAAGCUCGUUGGAAGAAAUUGAGUUAGCUCUUGACCAAGUCAAGAUUGCAGUGACUGAGGAUUUGAUAUUGGAUGUGCUUAAGCGUAACAGUUCUGAUUGGAAACUGGCUUAUGCAUUCUUCAAAUGGGUAUCUAGAGAAGUUGGUGAUUCACUCGGUGCUGGCGUUUAUAAUGGGGUUCUGGAUAUUCUUGGUAAAAUGCAUCGUUUUGAGGAGGCAACCCAAAUGUUCGAUGAAAUGUCAAAAAGAGAAGGAAUUGUUAAUGAGGACACUUACAGGGUUUUGCUUAAUAGAUACGCUGCUGCGGACAAGGUGGAGGAAGCGCAGGGUUUAUUUCACAGGAGGAAAGAGUUUGGGAUUGAGCAUGAUUUGGUUCCAUUCCAAAUGCUUUUAAUGUAUCUGUGUAGGUAUAAGCAUGUAGAGAUUGCAGAAACUCUGUUUCACUCUAAAAAGGCGGAGUUUGGUUUUGAUAUAAAGACCUUGAAUAUUAUUCUCAAUGGAUGGUGUGUUUUGGGGAAUGUGCAUGAGGCGAAGAGGUUUUGGAAGGACAUAGUUGAAUCAAAAUGCAAGCCGGAUAUGUUUACAUUUGCAACUUUUAUAAAAGCAUUGACAAAGAAGGGGAAAAUAGGCACAGCAUUGGAGUUGUUUCGAGGAAUGUGGGAUACGGGGUGUAAGCCGGAUGUGGUGAUUUGCAAUUGCAUUAUUGAUGCACUUUGUUUCAAGAAAAGGAUUCCUGAAGCAUUGGACGUCUUCAAGGAGAUGAGUGAUCGAGGUGUUUUCCCAAACGUCGCUACUUACAACUCACUUGUCAAGUAUCUAUGUAAGAACCGAAGGAUGGAAAAGGUCUAUGAGAUGUUGGAUGAGAUGGAAGAAAAGAAAGGAAUGUGUUUGCCAAAUGACAUUACUUUCAAUUACUUGCUCAAGUCCUUGAAAGAACCAGAGGAAGUUACUGGGGUUUUGGAGAGAAUGGAGAGAAAUGGAUGCAAGAUGACUGUUGACACAUACAAUUUGAUCUUGAAGUUGUACAUGGAUUGGGAUCAUGAAGAGAGAGUUGGAUGUACAUGGGAUGAGAUGGAGAAAGGCGGAUUAGGACCAAACAGGUGUUCUUAUACCAUCAUGAUACAUGGGCUGUAUGACAAGGGUAGGUUUGGGGAUGCUCUGAGUUACUUUAACGAGAUGACAUUGAAGGGAAUGGUACCAGAGCCAAGGACCAAGAUUUUAGUGAAUACCAUGAACAUCAAGUUGAAAGAGCAAGAAAGCAAAGGAGGAAAGAAAGAUGCAGUAAACAGUGGCAGCAAAACUCCACACUCAAGGCGGAAAGAGAGAAGGGUGAGAGCUGGGUAACACUACUUUGAAAUUGUAGCUGCCAAGCUAACUAAACAACCAGAGCAAUUUUGUUGAAAUCAUUUGAGGAGCAUGCACUUUUAACUAAAGCUACAAGCUCAAAUGCAACUGGAAGCCCUUUCAGAUGUAAUAAUAUUUCUUCAAGUUAUUAUUAUAAUAUAAUUUUUAUAAUUGU
Molecule: messenger RNA, 1928 nt
Organism: Rubroshorea leprosula
Lineage: Eukaryota; Viridiplantae; Streptophyta; Magnoliopsida; Malvales; Dipterocarpaceae
Source: the annotation of a GenBank genome assembly